This is a messenger RNA of Mugil cephalus (flathead mullet), 1415 nucleotides long. RefSeq names its product protein hairy-like. The coding region runs from base 1 to 459 and encodes 152 amino acids. The record is from RefSeq and is a predicted model, not a curated record. Lineage: Eukaryota; Metazoa; Chordata; Actinopteri; Mugiliformes; Mugilidae. Gene Ontology annotation, molecular function: RNA polymerase II cis-regulatory region sequence-specific DNA binding; DNA-binding transcription factor activity, RNA polymerase II-specific; protein dimerization activity. The transcript is spliced from 2 exons. Gene Ontology annotation, biological process: regulation of neurogenesis; anterior/posterior pattern specification; regulation of transcription by RNA polymerase II. Gene Ontology annotation, cellular component: nucleus.
AUGAAGCCAGCAGAGAUCAGAUUCUCUCUACAGAGACCUCUGCAACACAGAGAUCCAGACAUGGCACCUACAACCACUGCAGCAAUGACCAACUCUCAGGAACAUCUCACUCUGACACACAAGCUCAGAAAACCUCUGGUGGAGAAGUUACGCAGAGAGCGAAUCAACAGCAGCAUUGAGCAGCUCAAGUCUCUCCUGGGUCCAGAGUUCCUCAAACAGCAGCCAGACUCCAAGCUGGAGAAAGCAGACAUCCUGGAGAUGACAGUCUGUCUCCUGACACAGAUGCAGCAGCAGCAUCAACAACCGAGAAGACCGAUGGAUCACUUCAACAAGCUGCAGUCUUCCUCUGAGAAGAAGAACCUGAGAGAGGCUGACUUCUCUCCUCUGAGCUCCACAGUCCAGACCAGCAUCACCAAAGACAAGAGUCCAGUCAACAGCUCCCUUUGGAGGCCGUGGUAGACACCUACAGCCUGGAGUUACAACCAAUCCAAAUGUAAAUGACCACAUUGGUCAAAGAUUACUGGACUGAAGUCUCUGAAAUAUUAUGGACUUGUUCUUCUGUUUGUACAGAAGGUUUAUAUUAGUGUUUCUUUGUGAAAUGUGACAUUUCCUGAGGAAAUGACUGAAACAAUAUCUUUCAUGUUAAGAAAGAAAACAUCUUGUCAUGCAUGUUGCAUGAACCAAAUCUGAUUGCAUCAGCAAUUAUCAUUUCUGACUGUACUUCAAGUACUGGUUAAACUAAGAUAACAUUUGUUAUCUAUUGGCUCUUAUUGGUCAUUGUGAUCAAAAUUGUUAGUGUUCUUUUUAUGGGCUAAUUGUGUUUUUAAACUCUCUGAAUCAUCAAACUGAUCUGUUAUAAGAUCCAAAUGUUUAUCUUUUUAUUCUUAAAGGUUUUCUAGAUGUCAGAGUUCAUACUUUUACCUUCACUGUGGGUCAAACAUAGUGGUAAUGUAAUAAUAGAUCAUUUUGAUAUAAUAUCUUAAUUGUCCUUUAUAUGGACAUGUUGUUAAUGUUACAUCACUUACAGUGAUUACAAAAAAAGAUCAGUUUUAAGAUCGAGAUUUUCAUCCUUUACUGCAAAGGUUUUCUUUAAUGUCACAACUUUGUUGUGAAGUUUGAUUUAGUUUGACUCUAUUGACUUUACUGGUCAUUAGGAAUGAUGUGAUCUGUUUUAAGGUCAGUCUUAACUGUGUUUUAUUUCAUUUGGUUAUUAUGGGUACAGUGUGUACUGUGUCCUCAAAUACUGUUAAUUGUUUGUCUUUUCUGAAGACAGUUGUUCCUUUACUCUCUCUGAGUACAGUGUGUCUUGUAGAAAUCUACAAGUUGUUGUUGUGAUGAAUCAUCACCUCUUGUUGGAGCUUUCAAACUUGAUGUGGCUCCAUGUGCCUUGAUGAAUAAACAAACUGCCUAUUGAA